GGUAAUCUAACACACGUGAAUGUUGUGAAGUGGAAUAAGGAAUAAACUUCUGUGAAUUGAUCACAGGAAAUGAGCACCAAAAAGGGAAAUAACACAAAAAAGGGCCAGAGACAUCAAAACACGAAAGCUUUCAAGAACAAUCUUCAUGAUACAAGCAAAAAGACAAAGCAAAUCAAUAGUUUGAAAGUUGGUGGAGUUUGCGUAAGAUGUCGUGAGAUCAUUGAGUGGAGAAAGAAAUACAAAAAAUACAAGCCUCUUACAGCGCCAAAGAAAUGGUAAGUGCUUUUUAUGUACAAUUUCUUUUGGAGGAAUGAUUUUCGUUUGGCAUUCACUUACUUUUCUGUAUCAUGUUAGUGGUACAUGGGUCCAAUCUCCCUUGAAAUUAGACCUGAACCAAAUUUCCUUUCGUUAGCAGAUCAGGAGUCUCAAGAGAAAUAUUUGUUGAAUGUUUUGUUUGCGAUUCCAGUCCCCGGUUUCAUGGGGUGUGCAAAACGUUCUGACAGUGAAUUUUUGGGCAAAAGUAAUGGUGCUACGGAGACCCAUGUAGCUUAUAACAUGAAUCCCUCAGUGAACAAGAGCCAUUCGUGGCAUUGUAUUUCCUCUUGUAUUUACUGACAGUGAUUUGUACCUUUUCAAUUGCUGUUGUGUAACUGUGAUGGGAAAUAGGGUAAUUUAGUAAAUUAUCAACUGAGUUGAUAAUGUAAAUUGCCCACUGUAAAGAGUUUCAAAGCUGAUGUUUAGAGAAUUAACCCUUUGUCAGAGCAAAACGAUGAAGGGCUGACAGAGCAACUUCAGAAUACCCAGCCACUCAAUUACAUGUCAUUGAAUAAGAAUAGUGUCUAUUGUGUUAUGCCUCGAUCUUCAAAGCCUCCUGACACAUGUAAGUGAGGCGGACCAAAGUGGCCAGGUAUUCUGAAGUUUAGCCGGGCUGACAAAGGGCUAACGCUCGAAAUGCCAGCUUAGAAACUCUUUAUGGUGGCCAAUUCAUGUUAUAAACUCAUUUGAUAAUACUAAAUUACCCUGUUAUACUCUCCCACUGACACAGCACCACAGUUUCUUUAGAAACAUACCCCCUUUAAUUAAUAAGAAAUAGAUGCUUACAUUAUCAUAGGAUCGGUCAAGUAGUGGAUUGAAAAUCCUAGUAAUUACUGUGUGCAACUAAAACAGUAUUUAUAUAUAAAUUUAUAUGUUUACUUUCAGUGUGAGGUGUGAGCUGAAGACAAUAAAACAUGCUUAUCACACAGUUUGUUCUAAAUGUGCACAACAAACGGGGGUGUGUGAGAAGUGUGGGGAGGUGCAAGAAAUAGCAGCAAAGUAAGUGUCAGUCACAUCUAAAGUGACGCUUAGCACUGGACUGAGAGAGUAUGCCCAUAGGUUUUUAUAAAUAAACCUUGGAUCAUUAGCUGUCUGGACCAUUAACCCUUUAACUCCCAUGAGUGACCACGACAGAAUUUCUCCUUGCAAUAUCAAUAAAAUAUCAACCAGAUAAAUGAUGAGAAUAAAGAAAAAUAUAAAUUUGUGGUAAUUAGUUGAUCCAAUACCAAAUUAUCUGAACAACCAUUAUAAGAACUGUAUGCUUGACAGUAACAAGAAUUACAAAGUUGAUCUGGGAGUUAAAGGGGUAACCCCAUACACCACAACAUCAGUAUCUAUAUUCUCCAUACAUUCUUUAAACAUUUCCUGUAGUACAAACAAGGAGAAUUUGUUUAACAAUCAAAGCGUCUUCCAUGUAGAUUGGCAAUCCUUUACUUUAUUCUUGUGCUCUUAAUGAAUGAUUCAGCAGAGGGAAAUAAGAUGCUGGCCACUCUUAGGGUCAGGGUGAAAGGACUGGGUCAGACCAGGGUUAUGUAUCAAGUGUUCGGCAUUAAUCACUUAUUAUUUUAUCACACAAAAUAAAUUGUUAAUUUUGUUGAAGGUCUGAACCAACACCAGCAGAAAGAGCCUCAAAGGACAGUAUGUUACAACAAGAAAUAAAAUCUAUGACAGAAAGACAAAGAAGUAGGUCAUCAAUGUUGAUUAUUUUUACCAUUUAUUGACACAUAAAGCAAAGUCUACACAAGAUCUGAUUCAUUUCUCUUUAUUUUGUUAUAUUUUGUACCUCAUUUAAUUCUUUAUUUGUUAAAUAGCAAAGCAAAUUCUUUUGAAAUUAUAAUAUCAGUAAAUAUUAUCUGUAUGAGCUACUGUUAAGUAAUCUCAGUUUAUUAUAAAAUUCAAUUUUUUUUAUGAUUUUGUUCCAUAUGUAUGAUUUGUAUGACAAUUGAAAGUCUUCACCCAGUAUUUUUUACCAACAACUAUUUGCAAGUAUCUCUUAAAUUAACUUUGAGUAAAAUUAUAAACUAUUUCUUCCAGGGACUUUCUUCAGACAUAAUGAAGAAGGAGACAGAGAAGACACAAAACAAGUUGCUUGUGCUAGUAAUACAUCAGAUCUAUCCUCCAAUGAAGAUGAUGAUGAUGCAGAAAUGUCAGAACCCCAUGAUGAGGAUGAUGAGCUGCUGGCUUCUUGA
Molecule: messenger RNA, 2504 nt
Organism: Pocillopora meandrina
Lineage: Eukaryota; Metazoa; Cnidaria; Anthozoa; Scleractinia; Pocilloporidae
Source: the annotation of a GenBank genome assembly